AAACGUUCUGGCCAGCGAGCCGUGGAACUAGGCCUAAGCUUACUGUAGAAUUAUCGAUAGAUAUUUCAAGUCGUGCAUAUCAAAUGACUUCGAUAAGAUUCUGAGGGGACGGUAACACCCCCGUGUGCUGGGAAGCGGAACAUAUCGGUUGGCAGGUAUAGUGUUUGACUGCAGACCUUUUUGAGCAGAGCGUGAGGCACAAGACACGACACUUUUGCAAUAAUAUAGGAAUUCGGAUCGAACUGUUCAUUCAUGGCAGUAUAUGUUGGGUGUUGAUACUCUUUGUGGAUGGUGGAUGUGUACCUGUGUGGGACGCCAUACAUAUUGUGAAUCGUAUCUAUUGACGACGCUGUGGAUAUCUGUUUGGCAACGGAGGUGAUUUAGUCGUGGGGUUUCUUGAAGGUUUUAUUUGUGAAGACAUUGUUGUAAUCAUGGAUGCGGAUGAAGCACCGAAAUCUGAAACAGUCCCUGGGCCGGAUACGGAAGGUAAACAAGAUCCGGAGAUCCCUGAGGCGACAGAUGCAGCCGUAACAGAAGGCGCCGUAACAGAAGGGGCCGUAACAGAUGCAGCCGUAACAGAAGGGGCCGUAACAGAUGGAGCCGUAACAGAAAAUGUAGUUGAAAAUACAGCAGAGGUGGAGAAAAAGUCAGAUGAUACAAAACCGUCAAGUACGAUGGAGAAAGAAGGCAAAGAAGAGACGGAAGGGGAAAGAGUUCCUGAGGACAUCAAACCAGAUCCUGAAGGUAACAAACUAAACCCUGAGGACAAGGAACAUCCCGAGACCGUCACUCCAGAAUGUUUAGCUAAAAACGAUGACGUUACACCUCCAGAGACAGAGGUUCCAGCAAUAGCUGAAAUUGACCCGUUCUCGGACACUAAUCCUUCCCCUGAACCUGCUCCUCCGGUGAGUCAACACGAUACCAAGACCAACCCAUCCCCAGAACCAAGAGAACCGGCAGCAUCUCCAGGACCUCCUCCAGCUCCAGCUCCACACGUCCAUCGUUCGGCCCACCACUCAAGGGCAGGCGCUUACGCCUCACUCACCCUAAACCAGAUGGCCAUUGCUGCCAGUGCUCAGAACAAGCUCCCAACGAGUCGCCUGAAAGGGAUUUUGGAACGACUUGGUCGUCAUACGGAGUCCAGCGCAAAGAAGAGAGGAGCUUGGUACAAGAGUGAAACGAGUUAUGUGGAUGUCAAUAGUUAUUCGUGGAAGAACUUGGCUUUGUACAAAGAUUACCAACAAAACAUGUGGACGGGCGACGGGACAAUUAAGUCGACCUGCAAGAAAUGAGAAGAUACAUGUGUCUCCUGAAGUUGUUUAUAAGGACGAAUACAUUUCUUCUAGCCAGGAAUUGUUAAAAAGGAUAUUUUCAUGUGAAGAACGGUUUGAUAUGAAAACAAUUAUUCAUUUGUGUGACGUUUAGUGUUGGAAACCUUAUAAUGUAAAAUAUUCACUUCAUACGGGGGUUAUUUUUGAGUGAGUAUGGUUUUACGCCGCUUUUAGCAAUAUUCCAGCAAUAUCGCGGCGGGGGACACCAGAAAUGGGCUUCACACAUUGUACCCAUGUCGGGAAUCGAACCCGGGUCUUCGGCGUGACGAGCGAACGCUUUAACCACUAGGCUACCCGACCGCCCUAUUUUUGAAAAAUCAUAGGUGACAGAUGAGUAAGACGGUGAAAUUUACUCUGAACUCUGACAGGCCUCGCUGUAUAUUUAGCGUUUCAAGUACAGAAUCAGUCAUUUGACGGUCCAUUAGUGGAUGACGAUAUGUUGCAGUUAAGAAUAUUUAAUAUGUAUUAGACAGCGAGACUUUGAAAUAGAUUAAGUGUAGAAUACAUACAAAGUCUGUGUUAGGCUCAAUGAGAGACAGGGUAAGUCUAUGCUAUGCUAAAUGAGUAUCAGUGUAUUUAUUUAUAUGUUAAUUGAGGGUCACUCUAAUUCUGUGUUUGUGAGUUAGGACAAUUAAAAUUAAGUCUGAUUAAGUUUUGGACUAAUUGAGGGUCAUGAUGAUGGUAUAUUAUGUUAAUUGAGAUGGGGCCAAUCACGUGGUGACUAAUUCCUGGUGACUUAUCUGCGUUAGACUAGUUUUGUUUUAGGCGCUUCGAAUUCUGGGUUAUGCUUAUUCGGGGUUGGGGGAUUCUGUGUCAGGUACAUUUUGGGGGAAAUUAUUGGUCAGAAUUAUGAAACUAAUUCUAAGGCAGUAGUGUUUUAUGUGAGAAUGCUUCUGGGUCAGGUUAAUUCUGUCCAAAUCUGUGUAAGACUAUCUUUGUAUCGUGUCGCCUAUAGGUUAAGCCUUGGCUUAUUUGGAUAAGCCUUUUUCUGUUUUUGGCUUAUUCUGUGUUGAUAUUCUAUGCCAGGGUGAUACUGUGUCAGGAGUAUUGUGGGUUUACACGCCGAUGUUAUGGUCGUCAUAUAAGUAUUACCAUGGUCUACCGAAGCAGUAUUUUCGUGUUCACACACAUACAUAAUAUUAUUUGUUGUUGUUAUUUUCUCAAUGUUUUGUUUGACACAUUGUAAUCUGAAAGAGAUGGUUUCAAAAUUAAAUAUAAAAUUGGAA
Molecule: messenger RNA, 2557 nt
Organism: Haliotis rufescens (red abalone)
Lineage: Eukaryota; Metazoa; Mollusca; Gastropoda; Lepetellida; Haliotidae
Exons: 1
Coding region: 432-1292 (286 amino acids)
Source: RefSeq, a predicted model, not a curated record